GUGAUCUUGACCACCAGCCCUAACGAAAACCCUUAGCGCAAAAAAUCGGGUUCGGCUGUUGUGCCAUUGGAAACUUUCGGUCCCUCAUUGAAUUUUGCGAUUGAGACCAGCCAAAUCACGAUACACCCAUCAAGACACCGACAGGAAAUCAGUCAAGAUGGUUGCCGCAAAGAAGCACGUCCCGAUCGUCAAGAAGCGAACCAAGAGCUUCAACCGCCACCAGAGCGAUCGGUUCAAAUGCCUUGCCUCCAGCUGGCGAAAGCCCAAGGGUAUCGACAACCGAGUCCGACGACGGUUUAGAGGCAACAUGACCAUGCCCUCGAUCGGCUUUGGUUCCAAUAAGAAGACUCGUCACAUGAUGCCCUCCGGCCACAAGGCCUUCCUCGUCAACAACGCCAAGGAUGUUGAGCUGUUGUUGAUGCACAACCGCACCUUUGCCGCAGAGUACGUUCUCAUGUUCCGGGAACUGUAGCUGAGAUAGCGGUUCAACCAUUCAGAUUCAGAUUCAGACCAACUGACAACAAUCGCAGGAUCGCCCACAACGUUUCCUCACGAAAGCGAAUCGACAUCAUCGCGCGCGCUAAGCAACUAGGCGUCAAGGUCACCAACCCGAAGGCCAAGAUUACUACGGAGGUUUAAGGCGUUGGCUGGUGUUGAAGGUGAAAAUGAAAUGGGGUCCGGUUUCUCGUUUUCGGCAACUAUUUGCAUGCAUGGGAAGGGUUUUGCGCUCUAUGGUCUACGGACGGAUAUUCGAGCUAGCAUGUAUUUCGUGCUAGGAAAUACAACACACCUUCUACGAUGACACGUAUUAUGACUUUUUUUU
Molecule: messenger RNA, 823 nt
Organism: Annulohypoxylon truncatum
Lineage: Eukaryota; Fungi; Ascomycota; Sordariomycetes; Xylariales; Hypoxylaceae
Product: ribosomal protein L32e
Exons: 4
Coding region: 158-472 (104 amino acids)
Biological process (GO): translation
Cellular component (GO): cytosolic large ribosomal subunit; ribosome
Molecular function (GO): structural constituent of ribosome
Source: RefSeq, a predicted model, not a curated record